AUGAGGAGUAAACGUGAUAUGGAGCUGCCAGAAGACUUCUGGAUACCUGUCAGCCUGGACACAAACAACAUCACGUCACUUAGCCCUUUUCUGGUUCCACAGGACCACUUGGGGGAUACUGCCACCUUUUACGCCAUGGCAGUUUUCAUGUUAUUCAUAUUUAUUUUUGGCACUUUUAUCAACGCCCUUACCAUUGCAUGCACCAUCCAAUACAAGAAACUUCGAUCCCACCUCAACUACAUCCUGUUGAACUUGGCAGCAGCAAACCUUCUUGUGUCCACUGUGGGCUCCUUCACUGCCUGCUGCAGUUUUUCAUUCAAAUAUUUCAUCUUUGGUGCGCUAGCAUGCAAGAUCGAAGGUUUCAUGGCAACACUCGGUGGUAUGGUAAGCCUGUGGUCCCUUGCUGUGAUAGCUUUCGAGCGAUGGCUUGUGAUUUGCAAGCCGCUCGGUAACUUUGUUUUCAAGCCCGACCACGCUAUAGCCUGCUGUGCAUUCACUUGGUUUUUUGCAAUGAUUGCCUCAGCUCCUCCACUGUUCGGAUGGAGCAGGUAUAUUCCAGAAGGCCUACAGUGCUCCUGUGGGCCAGACUGGUACACCACAAACAACAAAUACAACAAUGAGUCCUAUGUGAUGUUCCUGUUCUGCUUCUGCUUUGCUGUUCCUUUGACCACGAUUAUCUUCUGCUACUCCCAGCUGCUCAUCACACUGAAAAUGGCAGCCAAGGCCCAAGCUGAGUCUGCCUCCACCCAGAAGGGAGAGGGAAGUGACCAGGAGGUGGUGAUCAUGGUGCUCGGCUUCUUGGUGUGCUGGUUGCCAUAUGCCUCCUUUGCUCUUUGGGUUGUGAACAACCGUGGGCAGUCAUUCGAUCUGAGAUUGGCGACUAUACCGUCCUGUUUCUCAAAGGCUUCAGCAGUCUACAACCCUGUUAUCUAUGUGGUCUUUAAUAAACAGUUCCGUACAUGUAUGUUAGCGAUGAUGGGGAUGGGAGGAGGUGAGGAGGAGAGCUCAACAACACAAUCGGUGACUGAAGUUUCCAAAGUCGGGCCUGCUUAGGCAACACGUCAAUGCUUGCUGAUUUCU
Neolamprologus brichardi is the source of this 1080-nucleotide messenger RNA. It is a transcript of the gene opn1sw2, whose product is annotated as opsin 1 (cone pigments), short-wave-sensitive 2. Gene Ontology annotation, cellular component: membrane. Gene Ontology annotation, biological process: phototransduction; G protein-coupled receptor signaling pathway; visual perception. Gene Ontology annotation, molecular function: G protein-coupled receptor activity. The record is from RefSeq and is a predicted model, not a curated record. Lineage: Eukaryota; Metazoa; Chordata; Actinopteri; Cichliformes; Cichlidae.